Athalia rosae (coleseed sawfly) is the source of this 2137-nucleotide messenger RNA. RefSeq lists its product as uncharacterized. The transcript is spliced from 3 exons. The record is from RefSeq and is a predicted model, not a curated record. Lineage: Eukaryota; Metazoa; Arthropoda; Insecta; Hymenoptera; Athaliidae. Gene Ontology annotation, biological process: regulation of sodium ion transport. The coding region runs from base 609 to 1952 and encodes 447 amino acids. Gene Ontology annotation, molecular function: sodium channel regulator activity.
UGAUUAGAAGGGAGGAGAAUAAUCGAAAAGUGUAAAGUGAGUUUUUCGAAAUCGUUGCUCACCGAAAUUUCGAGCUUUCGAACAAACUUGCGUAGAGAAAGGACGACGACCUUGCAUAUACGUGUCUAUAGGGAUCAGUUAGGUACCCUACGGCACAACACUGCGCAGGUAAUAUUGAUUCGUGCGCGUUGUAUAUCUCGCGCAUCUGGGUGAACCGAAGUGCGCGACAGAGACGGAUAUAAAUCGAGAAAGAGAGAAGGGGUGGCGGUGGAGAGAGAGAGACGGGGAGAAAGAAGGGAAGAAACGUCACGGGAUUUCACAGGGUAGGAGGGAACUAACUCGGGGGUUUUGCUUUCGAGCGUAGCUCUCUCCUAGUGUAACGGUGAAGGUGGUGAAAAAAAUUUUCUACCCUUGGGAUGUGAGGCGUGUGAAUCAAAGUGUCGAUUUCACCCCGCCGAUCGAGAGAUUCCGGCGACGCGGAGCCCGCAGUGGACCGACGACGAACGUCGAGGGCGGAGUGAAAUUCUUCGAGGAAAAAACCGAAAAAAGAAAAAAAACAACGGGAAGUGAACCCGGAAAAGCUGCGAGACGUCGACGAGCGGACGAUCAUGCCGAAACCGGUACCGGUGGAAGAUCUGGUGAUACCCCCGCAGGAUGGAAAGAUAUGCGGCACGAUAUGCAUAUGCCAGAUGACGGCGGUUCUCUCGUCGGUGGCGUUGGUCUACCUGACGGUGGCUAUCUACAUGCCGUCCACGCGAGCCUUUCAAUCCGGCAUAAGCGAGGUGCCGGUUAUGUGCACGACUACGAGGGCCGUGAACAAGGACGCCUGCGACUGGGGUAGCUGCGGCGAAUGGUGCCUGUCGAAGACGUCGGGUGCCUGCAUCCAGAUAUACGUGAACCUGCGGCGAAACGGAUCGAGCAUAGUGUUGGCCAAUUGCACGAACACCGCGAACAAAACUUGCUACGGCAUCGACCAGGAGAACGCCAAGAAGUCCAGGUGCAUAGCCGACGAGUGCAGAAACUUGACGGGUACGUUCAACUGCACCAUGGGUAUGUGCAUAAACAUCACCGACGCCUUCGAGUGCAUGUUCCACGACACCGAUCCGCCGCUCAAGUGCUCCGGUAGACGCGGCAAGAUCACCUGCAUCGACAUCGACGGACUGUUCAACUGCAAUCGCGGCACCUGCGAACGCAUAAGGACACCGUACAACUGCGACAGGAGGUGCGUAGACAUACCGACACGCAACAAGAACAUGAUACUGCUCAGCGGCGACAAGGUUUACCUGUCGCAGUGCGAACGUGCUAUAGACGUGGACACCGGCACCGAGAUAUGGAACGAGGAGCGCGGCGACGUUAUGAUGGCGUCCUGCUACGGUAUCUACAACACGUCGCUGGGCGUGGAGGCCGUCGACUGCAUAAACGGCUCCGUACUCGAGAAGAGCAUGCUCACCGACCUGACCAAUUUCACCUACCUCUCCUACCUGAACAUAUUCGCCACCAAGCCGCUCGACGAGUCGCGACAGAUCGCUCCGCCCGAGCAGGAUUUGCUCAUAGCCAACGAGAGCAGGCUGCUGAUAAAUCUCGAGGGUUGCGUGAACACCCUCAAGGACGAGUGCAAGGAAUUCUUGCGCGAGUACGGUAAGGACGGUACGGACCACAACGCGAGGGCGAGAUUUCCUUGCUUCUACGCCGAGGGUAACACAGGCAUAGUGGUAUCGCGUUUCAACCUGGAGAGAACCUACAAGGAGUUUCUCGUCGCGUUCAUACUGCCCAGUGUUUUGUUCAUCGUUAGCUGUCUGACACUGAUACUGUGUCAGCGUACCGUUGUCGUCGGCGACGACGCCAAGAUGCGAUUUAAGGGAAAACCCGGAGCGGCUCUCGCCUCGUUAGAAAAAAGUCAAUCCGGAAAUUUGGGCGACGCCGGGGGAGGCGAUUCGGUUAUGGCGCUCUGAGAUCCGGCACGCAUUCCCCUCCUGGAGGAGAGCCCGGCCCGUCAGUCGGUUUUCUCGCUGCGCGGCCACUAUUAAGGUGUUAAUUAUGGAGGGGAACGCGUGAUUAAAAUUCCUGUCGCUAUAUACACACACACACAUACACAACAUAUUAUUAAUUAAUAAAAAAGAACGAGAAAAAAAAAAAA